Messenger RNA from Siniperca chuatsi (mandarin fish), 3851 nucleotides. RefSeq names its product sorbin and SH3 domain containing 3 (gene sorbs3). The record is from RefSeq and is a predicted model, not a curated record. Gene Ontology annotation, molecular function: protein binding. Lineage: Eukaryota; Metazoa; Chordata; Actinopteri; Centrarchiformes; Sinipercidae. The transcript has 21 exons. The coding region runs from base 282 to 2453 and encodes 723 amino acids.
AGGAAUCCAGCAGGCGUCUGCAGACUAAUAUCUCAGAACAAGGAGGAAACAUGGGAGUGGGAACUGACAGAUAAACCUCUCAGGGAGCUUCACAGAAGCUUUACACUUACUCUGUAGUUACAGAAAUACAGCUGAUCUGCCGCAGUGACACUGUGGACUUAAAAAGGAAAGCAGGAGCACGACUUCUCUUGGCUUUGCUGCAAGGGUGUCCUCAUACUGGAUACUUUUGAUGCUGGGCACAAUAAUUUGAUAUCUGUCACACAAGGGCCAUAACAGAUCACAUGCAGUCGCAGCAACGUGCAGAAGUGGUUGGCGAUCCAAAUGGCUCCCAGAUUACCUUUUCCAGGGAGCCUGGAGUUUCCUCUGGUCAGCAGAUCCUAACAUCUCCAGAGUUGACCCAUGAGGUGGUUAUCUCCCCGGGACUCCCUACGCCUCCCCUGAGCCCUUUUCGCUCCGCAGGGCUCCCAUUUGGAGAGUUCAAGGUGUCAGAGGUGAAUGGAAGUGGACCAACAACUCUCAGCUUUGGAUCUUACUAUGGCCCCUCACAAUUGCAUGGCGGACUGUCCAAUGGCGUCCAGAGCUCUGCCACUUUACCACGCAGCUGGACUCCCACCAAGGAGGAGAGGCUUAUCAAGUUCUCAGGAAUCGGUCCAGUGGAUGAAACCGGGAUGCCCAUUGCCUCCAGAUCAAGUGUGAACAAGCCCAGAGACUGGUACAAGAGCAUGUUCAGACAGAUUCACAAGAAGCUAGAGGAACCUGAUCUGGAGGAUUCAGAGCAGUGGUCAGCCGAACGGCUCCAGUUAUCUGCCAACACAGAGGAAAGUAAUGAAGCAGACAAGAAUCUCUUCAGACUAACACCUUAUGGAGCUCUACCAGACUGGAGUGAGGAUGUAGACAAGCUGUCAGACGCAGGAAAGCAGCACCCUCAACCGAAGAGCAUAUUCGACUUUGAGCCUGGAAAGAGCACUGCCUCAGAAAGCCACAGCCAGGUUCAUUUAUCCCCGAAGAAACAGCCUGAGAAACCAAAGUCCCCUUCAAUUGAGGCCAGUCUGGUCUCUGAGCUGAGUCGAUUUGAGGCUGAGCUGGACUCGGAGAUCCAGGGCCUGGAGAGGAGACUUUCCCAGAAGAAGCAGCGUCGAGGCCGGGGUGAGGAGGCCAGGGGCAGGGAUCCAGUAACUGCUCCAAAGACUGGGACUACAAACUACAGCAAUUCAUCAGCAUCAAAGCAGCCUGUCCAUCGCUCUGUUGGCACAUCAUCAACCUCUGCUCCCACAUAUGUAGAACGUCUUUCCCCUGCAAAUGAAACCAUGGAGCUCCCACCUAAGAAAGAGGAGAAAAGGAUGAAAGCAGCGCGAGCCAAGUUCAACUUCCAGGCUCAGUCACCCAAGGAGCUCAUGCUGCAGAAAGGCGACAUUGUUUACAUCCACAGGCAGGUAGAUGCCAACUGGUUUGAAGGAGAACAUCACGGAAGAGCUGGCAUUUUCCCCACAUCUUAUGUGGAGAUUCUGCCUCCUACAGAGAAGCCGACUCCUAUAAAGUGUCCCACUUUACAGGUGUUGGACUACGGGGAAGCUGUGGCUCUGUUUAACUUCAACGCUGACCUACCUGUUGAACUUUCUUUUCGUAAAGGUGAAGUGAUCAAUAUAACCAGGCGUGUUGACGAUAAGUGGUUAGAGGGCAGGAUCUCAGGGACCAGCCGGAGCGGCAUCUUCCCGGCCAAUUAUGUUCAGGUCAACAAGAUGCCCCGUACCAAAUACUCCACGGAUGACUACUCACCUGGUCCCAUGUCUCCCAUCUCCCCUGGACCUCAGAGUCCAGGACGCCCACUCCACUCACCCUGCCCGCGGUCACCAUUAUCCCCUUUCACCCCCACUUCCCUCAGUCCUAAACCCGAGCACUCCCCCCUGAAGCUGUCUUCACCUGUACCUUAUGGCAGCCCAGCUUCACAGUCACGCUCCCCCACCCAGACACCCGUAUCCAAAGAAACGGCCAAUUGGUGGCCCCACAGCACCUCCAAAACUGCUUCACCCACCAACCAGAACAGCCACUGGGCUGGAACACACUCAGCUAACCAGAGCUCCGCGGCUAGAGCUGUUUCACCUUCCACUCAGUCAUCAGCGUCUGUACACAGAGCAGGAGCUACCACAGCGAACACUCCCAGAUACACUGACCCCUCACAGGAUGCAAUACCAAACCAGGCUGCGCCAUCUAAUCCACACGCUAACUUCCUGCCGCAAACACAAGUGCCAAACAACCCUGGUUCAACUGUGUCACAACGCCAACCAUACAAAGCUGUUUACAACUAUAAACCACAGAAUUCAGAUGAGUUGGAGCUCAGAGAAGGAGACAUUGUGCAAGUGAUGGAGAAAUGUGAUGAUGGCUGGUUUGUAGGUACGUCAGAACGGACUCGUGCUUUUGGGACUUUUCCUGGGAAUUACGUGGCACCGGUUUGACCUCCUCACUCCCCUGCUUGUCCACAUCCACCUGGACUCAUAAGAGCCCAACCCAUAACUUAAACUCACUCCAACAGAUCCUGCUUUAACACCCCAGUAUUUCUUCAUCCCAUUUACCCACCACACUCCUACAUCUGGUUUAGUCAGACCUGCAUGAUCUCUCUGUUUCCCAGAACAGAGGUGAAGGCAGGGAUAUUGAGUGGUUUCUCAACCUCACCUCCCUGCAUGAGUGCAUGUGUGUGUUCCACUGAUUCUUGGAGAGUGUUUUCACACACACCACUUGAGAGGAAAGAAUGAAUGCUGAUGAUACUGUUUCAGAUGCAAAGAAUGAACUUUUUUGUUCCACAACUAUUUGCAGCUGCAGGAAAUUUGCAUUCCUUCCCAGUGAACAGCACUGUUCCUUCUGAGGUCCUGAUACAGUAUGAUGCUGCAUUCAGCUUUUUGUCACCACAGUGCCAUCACAAACCACUGCAGAGAAUUUUGAAUUAGGGUGGCACAUUUUUUUCUGGCAUUAAUGUUUCCUUCAAAUAUCUUCCUCAGAUUUUCUUUCAGAUCUCUGAAAAUACCCUGGACAAGUUUGAGGAAACAACACCAACAUCUGUAGAUAUGUGCUUAAAGUAAAGAGCAAUAAGGGCUUGGACAUGUCAAGAUAAGUUUACAGCCUUUCACAAGGCUAUGCAGAAGAGCAGGUAUAAUUAAUGCAUGUACUGGUUUCUUAAGCAAGUUAUUCAUUAGAGAAUAUUUGGCUUUUGUCAAUCACAUUUGUUCCUCUUAAGCCAUGGAGUUGAAUGCCAAAGGUGGAAGUAAUAAGAUAGAUCAUGUUCUGUGCUGUAACCGAAGUUGCUUUGCUCUGAAAUUAAAUUUCAAACCUCUGUAAGUUGUACAAGAUCAGCUGUAUUGAAGUUAAAUGCCUCCACAUUUUACAAGAGCAAAUGGUUAAAUGAAAUCUUUUUGAAGUAUUUGAAGUAAUGCUUUAAGUGCAAAAUCAAACCUUUCACAACAUUUCUCUUUUAAAUUCUCCACUGAAGAAUCCCAGCUCACUUUAUUUCUGCUACAUUUGCUACUACUGCUUUUAUAAUGUUUUCUCUGGUUAGGGGUUAACAUUCUCACUUUGACAGUAUUUCCAAAACCACUCACUGUAUGUUUGUACCAGUGCAACCUUUGACAAGUGUCUAAUUAGAAAUCCUUAUCAUGAAGUCAUUUUGCAAUUUCAUGAUUUAUUCAUGAUUUCACUGUAAAAAUGAAUCAUAUUGAGUAGACACAGGAGAUGAUUGUACAGAAUGUAACCUUUUUAUCAAAUUGAAAGUAUAAUAUAUAUUUGCUUAUAAAACAAUGUAUCUCAUAUGUAUGGUACGCAAUUUUUUAAAAGCAAUUAAACAUUACAGAGUGAUACUAAAA